AAGUAGUGAAUUAAAAAGUAAAACAACAGUGUUUUGUCAAUUGUUUCUUCAUCCUCCCCAAAAUGUCUAGAAAUCACUGGCUGUUAGUGGAGUGGGUGGAUGAGCGCAACGUGUUUCCGUGUUAUGGAGUAGUGAAUGCAGACUCUUUGGUGAAUGAAGAACCGGACCUACAUCCGGGGAAAAUGAUUUUCGUACGAGCUAAACACGGGAACAGUGCGAGAAGAGCUCAAAUUUUAAGGAUUUCGGAUGACAAAAGGCACGUGAAAGAGCAUAAGUUAUUGUUGGAGCGUCAGGAUCACCAGGUGAAGAACAUGCUGUCGUUAUGCAUGCGUACCAUCAAGGAGAUGAAGACGGAUCCCUUGAUAUUUGGAUCAUUCAACGCGAACCAACAAUCAGUACCCGGCGUCGCCGGCGGCUCAGGAGCUGCCCCAAUACACGAUGAUAGCGACUCCGACAGCGAUAGCGAUGGCAGGUUGCAGAUAAACGAAGAUCUGAGAUCUCUUCCUUUGAUCAACUCUACUGUUAAAACUCUAGCGCAAUACAAGCGUAUAGAAUCGCCUCCUGUCGUGAACAAUAUGUCUUCUACUAUUCAAAGUGCAUCACAGAAGAAGCGAUCUAUAGGUACUAUACAAAGCAGCACUCCGCUACCUCAAAGCAAUAUUGUGAAGGAAAUACCUAAAUUAACGUUCGACCAGGCAACUCAAACAGACGACACACAAGUGCAAGUGCCGGUGGAGAAGAUAGAACAAAUGGAGACAAUCCUGAACCAACUGCACGAACAGUUUCUGGCACUAGUCGGACGCCUUCAACUUGACUGUCCUGAAUCUUCAAUAUACAAUUCUGACGCGGAGAAUCGUGAAAGGGAAAUAUCUGACAGAGAAAAUUAUGCUGAAGUAUCUAUGUCGCGAGCGGAUAGAUCUUUGAAUCAACCGAAGAUUGAACCGGAGGACCUGAGACGCAAUGUGAAGUCGCCGCAAGUUAGGAGAGUGUCUGCUCAAACGACUAAUAAUGUGGAACCGCCCGUACCGGCAAAUAGGAACGAUAUGGUGCCCAUUGGAUCAGGCCAUGCGACUGUGCCGGCUAGACUGAUGAAUGAAAUUAACUGGGGAUCGUAUUCGUCGGCUACGAGGCAGUUAUUGCAAGCUGUGUUUCCUCGCAAAGUACUAGCGACCCAUUCUCUCACUGGCAAACAGUCUCCAGCUUUCACUAAUAAGCCAGCGAAGAAAUGUUUGGACCCAAAAUUGAUCGAUGACAUUGUGGACACGGUCGCGGACCGCUGUGGGGUGCCGAAGAGAUCCGUCAGAAAUUGCAUAACCAUCAAAUGCACCGACGAAGCAAAGUUGUAUCGUAAUCGUAUGCUGGGACGUAAUUCGGGACAGAUGCCAGUAACGACUAACCAGGACAACCGAGAGAAUGUCCCGCCCUCGCCCAUCUCACGCGAGUCCUCCAAUGGAACGCCCACUGACUAGUUCAACCGAUGUUUGUCGUUGUACCAUAACCACGUGCUGGGACGAAGUGCGAGCGAUUACCACGAGAAUGUCCCACCAUCCGCCAAUUUCAUGAGAAUUGACCAUCAAAACGCUUAAAUACAUGUUAAUGAGUUCAACCAAAUGUUUGUUGUUUAUAAAAAUGUACGUUAGUAUUAUUAAGUAUUUGCAAUUUUGACGAUAUUAAAUGAUUAAAAAGUAA
Messenger RNA from Pectinophora gossypiella (pink bollworm), 1689 nucleotides. RefSeq names its product early boundary activity protein 2-like. Gene Ontology annotation, cellular component: nucleus. The transcript is spliced from 7 exons. Gene Ontology annotation, biological process: positive regulation of neuron differentiation; negative regulation of Notch signaling pathway. Gene Ontology annotation, molecular function: transcription corepressor activity; DNA binding. Bases 63 to 1469 code for a protein of 468 amino acids. The record is from RefSeq and is a predicted model, not a curated record. Lineage: Eukaryota; Metazoa; Arthropoda; Insecta; Lepidoptera; Gelechiidae.